Molecule: messenger RNA, 1937 nt
Organism: Leptonychotes weddellii (Weddell seal)
Lineage: Eukaryota; Metazoa; Chordata; Mammalia; Carnivora; Phocidae
Source: RefSeq, a predicted model, not a curated record
CGAGACGCCCCGCGCCCGCUGAAGCGCUCGAGCGCCCCGGCAGGCGGCUCGCCAUCUUUUUCAGCUGGAGGGGUAGGUGUCUUUCUUUCCCAGACGCAGGCUGGCGACUGGGCGCCUUCAUGCAGGAUGCUGUAUUCUCUGCUCCUUUGUGAAUGUCUGUGGUUGAUAACCGGUUAUGCUCAUGAUGAUGACUGGAUUGACCCCACAGACAUGCUUAACUAUGAUGCUGCUUCAGGAACAAUGAGAAAGUCUCAGGUAAAACAUGGUGUAUCAGAGGAAAAAGAAGUCAGUCCUGACUUGUCACAUGCUGAUGAAUUGUUGGAAUGUUAUAGCAAACUUGAUUCUUUAACUCAUAAGAUCGAUGAGUGUGAAAAGAAAAAGAAGGAAGACUAUGAAAGUCAAAGCAAUCCUGUUUUUAGGAGAUACUUACAUAAGAUUUUGAUUGAAGCCAGAAAGCUCGGACUCCCUGAAGAAAACAAAGAUGAUAUGCAUUAUGAUGCUGAGAUUAUCCUAAAAAGGCAAACCUUGUUAGAAAUACAGAAGUUUCUCAGUGGAGAGGAUUGGAAACCAGGAGCCUUGGAUGAUGCACUAAGUGAUAUUUUAAUUAAUUUUAAGUUUCAUGAUUUUGAAACAUGGAAGUGGCGAUUUGAAGACUCCUUUGGAGUGGAUCCAUAUAAUCUGUUGAUGGUGCUUCUGUGUCUGCUCUGUAUCGUGGGAUUAGUCGCUACCGAGCUGUGGACGUAUGUGCAUUGGUACACCCAGUUGAGACGUGUGUUAUUCAUCAGUUUCCUCAUCAGUUUGGGAUGGAAUUGGAUGUAUCUAUAUAAGGCACUGGCGGUUACAUUCACCAACUUUGUCACGGAGCCACUGAAACACAUUGGGAAAGGAGCUGGGGAAUUUAUUAAAGAGUUCAUGAAGGAGAUCCCAGUAUUACUUCACAUUCCAGUGCUGGUCAUUAUGGCAUUAGCUGUCCUGAGUUUCUGCUAUGGUGCUGGAAAAUCAGUUAAUAUGCUGAGACAUUUAGGUGGUCCUGAAAGAGAACCACCCCGGGCACUUGAGCCAGCUGAUAGAGGACGGCUGCAGGAAGUUGGUGAUAGACCCCAUGGUGGAGCAGGUGAUGCACGUUUCCCUUAUAGAGGCCACAUCAGCCCCUUUGAGCGAGGCCCUUAUGACAGAACAUAUGAGGGUAGAAGAGAUGGUAUGAGAGAGAGAGAUGUUGACUUGAUACCUAGGACUGGCACCAAGAGCCCCGAAGUGCUCCGGCCAUGCGAUGUACCCCAGGCAGAGGCAAGGGAGCGUCCCACGGUGGUACCCAGUCAUAAAUUACCUUUUUUGGAUACAAAGCCCAAAGAAUUUGGUGGAAUCCAGGGAGAAAGCACACUGCUAGAAAGCAGUACCGAAAGCAGCCAGUCUAGUAGGCCUGUCUCUGGCCCAGACACAUCAGAGAAGGUGGAAGGUUCACCUGCAGAGGAAAAGGCCCAGCUCGGGACUGAUGUCAGAGGCAGCCCAGAGGAAGGCAGCGCGUCCAGCCCAGCCAGCGGUGGGAAGGAUCUGGAGAGUGGCCCAUGUGGCUAGAGGAGCACAGCCUCGGACCACAGCUCAGAGAUAGCCGUUUGGGGAUGCAGUCCACUUGGACAGCUAGCGAGGCAACAUACCACUGCUGUUGAAUGAUGACGGCAAUUUAGGGAAGACACUAAAGCAGACCGAACAGAUCAAGGCCAGUUUAUAACUUGGGGAAAUAGACUUGUUUAUUGUCCAGCCCAUAUUUAUCAUUAGAAUCAAGAAUUUUAGCAACAAGCUUUUAGGAAAAUCAGAAUUGGGUAGACAGCUUUAUAAAAGCAGUGUUUAAGUGGAAUAGAUAAUGUUGAAUGUUUACAGGGUCUAAGAACUAUUGUAUACACAAAAUAAACACCUAUUUUUACAUUAUUGUAAUUUGA